This is a messenger RNA of Episyrphus balteatus (marmalade hoverfly), 11612 nucleotides long. It is a transcript of the gene sick, whose product is annotated as protein sickie. NCBI's taxonomy places the organism in Eukaryota, Metazoa, Arthropoda, Insecta, Diptera, Syrphidae. Gene Ontology annotation, biological process: nervous system development; neurogenesis. Gene Ontology annotation, molecular function: ATP binding; ATP hydrolysis activity; protein binding. The transcript has 17 exons. The record is from RefSeq and is a predicted model, not a curated record. The coding region runs from base 814 to 10146 and encodes 3110 amino acids.
CCCUUAGCUGCUCCUAGUCGAAGUUGAAUAUUUCCAACUUUGCAAUUCAAAGCCAGUCAACAAUGGACACUGUUUGAAUACGGUCGUUGUUCUCGGUAGAAAAAAAGUAGUUAAAAAAAAAUAUUUCCCCCCCAAUAUCGAAAGGAUUUCGUCCUUUUUUUUCUAUGUGCUCGUGGGUUUUUUUUUGCCGACGAUCGGAAACGGAAAUAAAUUCCUCAAUGUCCGAACGAUUACCACGACCAGCAAUCACAGGGAUUAUUCUUCGUUCAAGGAUUACCAGUGAAUUUUAAAGGAUAUCGUUAGAGUGAUUUUCGGAUGGUUAAUUUAUCAGUGUCCUUGGAAUUAGAAAAAAAUACAAGAAAAUAAAAAAAAAUUGUUUUUAUUUUGUGAUAUUUGUCUCGGAGAACGGGGGAGUCUCUCUCGACUCCUUGUGGAAAAUGAGUGAUAAAUUUUGAAAAAUAAAAACUCCCCCCUCCCCACCCCCCACAAAAAAAUAAAAAUAAAAUUGAAAAAAAGUGCAAAAUAACCCAGUGUCAUUGUGUGGUAUACCAGCUAAGCUUAAAAAAGGAGAACGAACGAUGAUGUCGAAAAGAUUUAUAUGAAAUCCAUUAUUAUCCUUGGCCAAAUAUAUGCAGACAGGACAUAAUAGUGCCAAAUAAAAAUCCCCACAAAAAAAUGUGUCCUCUCUCUCAAUUAAUAAACCACACAAUCCAGUUAGAAAAACAUCCUUAAAUAUCCUUCUCAAAAAAAAAAAAAAAAACACAAAAAAAAAAUCUUAACAAAAACGACAAAAUAUGUCAAAGAUACUUCCGAAUGCCUUUGGCAAAAUAUGCUUCCAAAACAUCAUGCUGCCCAACGCAGUCAUGUGUCCUUAAGGACACAAAAACAUCUACAACAACGAAUUUGAAGACAUCCUUAUACGAUUGGGAUUCGCCCAGUUCGUUUACUGGCACUGUCAAACGACGCCCCCAUUCAAUAGCCACAACAAAUUGUUCCUCCUCAUCAUCAUCAUCAUCAUCAUCGUCGUCGGCACUAUCAUCGCCAGGAUCUUCUUCUUUGUCAGGCAAUAACAAUUCGCCAAAGGACUACUGCUAUAGAAAAAGUUUCCAUUCUGGUCAGCAACAGAUAAGUCCUCGGGCCAGCAUCAUCAUCGGCAUCGGUUCGGACGACAAAUCUAAUCAAAGUAGACGACGACGAAUAACACAAGUGCCGUUGUCACUGUCCACCGAGGGCGCUAGUAGGAAAAAGAAAAUGUCCUCAAUGCGAAAGGACAAACCGACAAAGUUACGUAUUCCAAAAGUGUCCGAUCGAAAUGCAAACGCGACGGGAAACAUAAACUCACCCAUCACAGCUGGCAAUGUUGGUGGUGGUGGCAAUGGGAGUCUUAAAAAACAUCACGAAGCCAGGACUAAACUUUUACAAUUAAAAUCGCCAUCGGGGAACAAAGUUCCCAGUGCCUCCUCCUCAACUGCAAGAAAUCAAAGUUCCAAGAAAUCUUCGACGAGCACCACUCCAACAACGAGAAAUGCAUCGUCCUUACCACCAUUACCACCACCACCGCCAGCAGCAGCAACUAUUGAACUACCCCCAUUUAUGGGCCCAGGAAAAGAUGGUGGCAAUGGUGGUUAUCGAUUUGUACAAAAUCCUUAUGAUCCUGUCGAGUUCACAGAACUCUUUUGUGACUUUCCGGUUUGUUAUGAGUCAACAACAAUUAUCGCAGCGAAUAACUUUCCGGGCGCCGUUAAGCCCUUACCACCGCCCUAUCGAGAACCACCGCCACCAACACCCCCACCAAUAUCACAAAUGCCUUCGCUUUUACAUGGGAGUGUUGGCAAACGUCAACAACAGGACGAAAUUAUGGCACAACAAAUACAAACAACAGCAAGCUCAAAUAGCAACACAUCAUCACCAUCUCGAGGGAAAGUUGUUCUCAGUAAAAAGGAGCGCAAGGAGUUAACCAAGAAUAACAACAAGUCAGCGAAAAGGACGAGGGAUGAUCCUGAAACUGACAGUUGCGAAGCAGCAACAGCUCUUCAAAAACACAACUAUCAUCACGACAUAAAUAGAAUUUCUUCUUCUGCUGCUGCUAUUUCCAUCAACAACUAUUCCACUGGUCCCGAUGCCGAAGAGGAUGAUAGAAUUCAUAUAAAUGCUGUAGCAAUGAUGGCAAUGGCAGCAGCAGCAGCAGCAAACGGAGGAGGAACAGAGGCAAUUGUGGUAAGUGAAACUUCAUCGCCAUGCAAACAAAAGAGUCCUUACAAAGGACGAGUAACGGAGCUAAAGAAUUGCAUAGCAAAAAUCAACAGUCGUGGUUUAUUCUCGUCGCUGACUAGCACCAGCAAAAAGGAAUCCACUUGCAGCAGCAGCAAUAGCAGCAGCAUUAACGGUUCCGUGACUAAUCUCAGCAGUUCCUCACCAAUUCGCACAGCUACAAUAGACCCAAGUCACAUUGCUGCUGCCAGCGCCACCUCAACAGAAGUAUCAGAUUCGACGAGUCCUUUUAAAAACAUUCCAGUUCGUCAGCGUAAAGGCGGAAUACCGCCAAUGGAGAAUUACUGCCUCUUUGAUCCAAGUGUGGACUUUAUCAACGAAAAGACACUCAAGCGUCGUAAAAAGAGCGAUGUUGUUGUUAUUUCGCCUCCUCCAACGACAAAUCUAAUCGACAAUAGCGAUGAUUUUAUCGAAGAAAUCAUUUACCACGAAGACGAUGAUGACGUUAACGAGGACGAUGUCGACAAUGAUGAUGAUAAAAAUUCCUUUGAACACCACAACUAUUUCGUCAUAGAUCCCGAAGACUUUGAAAUCGAUCCAUCGCGAAGCAUUGGAAUUCCGAAUCCGUUUACCAACGAGGAGCUCAUCAGUCAGAAACUUAUUCUUGCUGCAGUCUCCUCAAAAUCGAUAUCCUUGGAAAAAUGCAACGUCAAUGACGACAGUCAGCAGGAUUUGCUGAUAUCGACGAAAGAGGAAAGUGGCUGUACACCACUUAACCAAUCGACAACUUCAUCAUCGAAAACCGAUGAUGACAGCAGUGCCAAUAGUGGUUGUCAAACUAACAUCACCGACAUCAAUGACAACAACAACUAUAACAACAACAAUGACAGUACGAAUGACAGCAGCAACAAUGACAUGAUGAUUGGUUCGUCAACGUCCACACAUACGGCGGCUUCGAGUUCGUCCACCACGUCCUCGUCGUCCUCCUCGUCCACCACUAAGAAAUUGUCCUUUUUGAAUUUGUCACCAUUUAGAAGUAGUUCGUUGCGUUCGAAUCAUUCAGAUGGUGGCAACAGUGCAGCAAAUGUUGGUGCUGUUGGUGGUAAUGGCACAAUAACAACAACAACAACAUCAGGACGUGGUAGUAGUGAUGACGUGCAAUUUCGUCAUCGUACAAUUCCAAUCGAAUCCAAUUACGUGCUAUUCAAUCCGGGACCGGUGCCAAGUCGCAAUGUUCAAUAUAAGAUUCGCAAGCCACGACCACUGUCCACACAUAGCGAUGCUGAUAGUGGAUUUCUUAGUCCUUGUUCGCCCGAUGAAUUGAAAUUCAAUCCGGCGAUAUUGGUGUUGCAGCAGUGUGAUAGUGUUCAAGGAUAUAUUGAGAUCUAUACAGAUUGGGCGAAUUACUAUUUGGAUCGAGCGAAAUCGAAGAAAAAAGUUACCGAUUUAUCGGCCGAUUGCAGAGAUGGAUUACUAUUAGCUGAUGUCAUUGAAGCUGUAACAUCAUUUAAAGUACCUGAUUUAUGCAAGAAGCCAAAAAAUCAACAACAAAUGUACGACAACGUAAAUUCCUGCCUAAAUGUCCUUCGCACUCAAUCUGUUAGUGGUUUAGAGUCAAUAACAACUAAUGACAUCUGUGCUGGUCGACUAAAAGCAGUUUUAGCGCUUUUCUUUGCUUUAAGUCGAUUCAAACAACAAUCGAAACAAUCGAAAAGUUUAACCGGUUCAAUAAAAGCUGAAAUACAUCAUCAACCGCAAUUGCCAUCACAACAGCAACAACAAACACUACCAGCAACAACAGUUCCGAAUAAUCAAAAUCAAUCGACGACAACAGCAAUAGCAACAAUAAAUAAUGCAAAUGUGAUACCAGCCCAACAACAGACGACGCAAAACGGAAAUGACGCCAUGAUAAAUCGACAAAUUCCGAAUGCUUAUGGUAAAGGAAAUGGAGGUACGGCUAUUCCAUUACCUGCUACCGUUUUGGUUCAAAGACGAUGUCCACCGGAUAAAGUUAGACCAUUACCGCCGACACCAAAUCAUACACCAACCAUUCCGGGAUUAGCAAAAACCGGAGUCGAUAUAAAUGGAAGCAGCCGUCCACCAAGUCCUCCAACAUCCAACCAUACAAUUCAAACCAUCAAGGGUGCCGGCAAUAAUAAUGGCUUACGUCAGCCUCAAUGUAAAAUUCCCACCAGUCCUCAUGGUCCGCCACCGAACUUACCCAACGGUUCAAUACCACAACAUAUCACUGCCAAUGGACCAGCGGCAACAACUGGAACUACAACAACUACCGCCACCAAGCACUCAAUGUUGGAUAAACUCAAGCUCUUCAACAAAGACAAAACCCCAUCGAGCAAUAGUUCGUCGAACAAGUCGCAGGUUUCCAAACGAACCAGUUCGAGCAGUGGUUUUUCGUCAGCUCGCAGUGAACGAAGUGAUUCCUCGCUAAGUUUGAAUGAUGGACAUUUAUCCCAGAUUAAACCCCCAGCUGUGUCGGUGACGGCAAAUCGCAAUAAAGACAAGUCCAAACAAUCAAAGCUCGUGAGUGGCUCACAAAAAUCCUCCAUCAGUUCGUCGAGCAAACUGAAACUCGACAAGAAGGAGAAGAGUCCAGCUCGAACUGCCAACGAUGCUGACUCGAAACUUGGUCACUCUUCGAUAGGACGGGGACAGAAAUCCCUUACAAGGGGCGAUCAAAAGGUUUCAUCCAAGUCGUCUUCCAAAACAUCGCUCAACUCAAAACUCAACGAGUCUCGAUCGGAAUCGAAAACUAGUCUUAUAAUGCCUCCCAACAAGACUCUUCUACCAUCUCCAGGAAUCAGUACGAGUAUCCCGAAACCUGUUGCAGCGAUCAAAGGUACCAGUAAGACCAUUCCACCUCCACCGGUCCAAGCAGACAAUAAGAAACCAGCUCCACUACCUUCCACUGCAAACGGAAGUGACAAAGGUCUAAAACGCGAAAAGAGUGACAUAUCAUCGAACCGCACACCAAGCAUAUCAGAUAACUCUCCACAAAAGACACAUAUCGUCAAACCCAUAGCCCUUCUACCCGAUCAAAUGAUGCCGGGAAGUCCCCUGGGCAGGAAUCUAACCUAUCACCAACAGCAACAAGUUCAGCAACAGCUUCAGAACAAUAAUAACAUAUCAGUGAAUGGAAUUCAGCAACUAUGUGGAGGAUCUCCACAUCAACAACUGCAGGAUCCCAACAAUAUGACAUAUCGAACUGGUUCGGAGACUUUUAUGAUGACGUCACCAUCAGCCCUCAAUGGCAGGAUCAUGACAUCGCCAAAGAAUAAUUCCGCGUUGGUCAGUCGCAAGAUGGACUUUCGCAGUCCCGAACACUCCAGCAGUCACCAUCACUCGUCCAAAUUCAAUACGGUCCCGUCGAAAAUUGUCGGAACCAUUUAUGAGGAAGAGAAGCCGGUGAGUGUUAUGCCAAUGCGACCGUUGCUGCGCGGCUAUAAUACCCAUCAUGUGACAUUGCCGACACGUGGUGCACGAGGCCAUCACUUUGUCGCGGAUUUUUGUGAAUCGGACAUCGGACAGGGCUAUUGCAGUGACGGAGAUGCACUGCGGACACGUGUUGGCGGUCCACCGUCGAGAUUCGCUGAUAUUGACAAUGGCUAUCUGUCGGAGGGUGGCGGUGGCAUUCAUGGUGGGAAACAUUUUCUCACUAUGAUGCGGACGCGGACACAGUUGCCAACGACAAUUGAGGAACGAAUCCGAAAUAGUCGUGGUAGUCUUGAUAGCAUCGGUACAACAGCACCAUCUUCUAACAGUUCCAACGGUUCCAAAAUGGAUUCAAAUGGCAGUCCUAAUAGAUCGUCAUCUCGUAAUGGUCGUGAUAACUGGUCAAAAAUGCCCGAUCCACCAGUUAAUGGUCACAAUAAUGUUAAUAUUCCGCAACAGCAUCAUCAUCAUCAACAGCAACAACAAUUAUCAUCACAACCACCAAGUCCGACUUCCGGUAGGAAGGAUAAAUCAUCACCUAGACGAAGCACUUCGGCAUCGAAGCAACAUCAACAACAUCAACAGCAGCAACAACAUCAUGGCCAAUCAUCGUCGUCAUCAUCGUCUGGCAGUGGUAGAACGAAAGGUGUGCCUCCGAGCUUUGGCUAUGUGAAAAGGUCAAACGGUUCGGCCACAUCAACUGCGGAACAGCAAAAUAUCAUGAUGAUGGGAGGUGGCGGUGGUAGUGGUCAAAAUUCUUGCGGUCAACAGCAGCAGCAACAACAGCAGCAGCAGGGAAGAACAGCUCAUGUCUCGGCAGUUCCUAGGUCGGGAAAAAUUAAAGUUUCCGGCGGAACUCAGACGUGCAACAACGAUAUGCAGACAAAGAUUUCACCAAAUGCCCAACACCGAAGUUUCUCAUUAACAGGACCCGGUGCCACACAGCUUAGCCAGUCAAUUAGGGAACGACUGGCAACUGGAUCGCAUAGUCUACCGAAACCAGGCACCGAUAUGCAUGUCUUCCAACACCGUAUUUCCAAUCGAACAUCUGGCAAAAUGAUCGAUGGCAGUUUAUCCGAUACACAAACCUAUGCUGAAGUCAAACCCGAAUAUAGUACAUAUGCAAUGUGGUUAAAACACAGCAAUACAGCUGGUAGUCGUUUAUCUGAAGGUGAUUCAUUAGAAAGCCUACAAAUUGGAUCACCAAACAUGAAUCGUCAUAAUCAUAAAAUAAUUCAUCGUGGUGGUAAUGAAUCACCAUAUAUUCAAAGUCCUAGAUUAAAUCGAAGUAAUAGUAUCAGCUAUCUGAAAGAAAGGACAUACCCAAGCAGAUCAACAAAAUCAGAAAAAAUGUACCCCUCGAUGUUGAGCCGUGGACCGGAUGUUGAAAUCGAACCAUAUUACUGCCUUCCGGUGGGCACUGUUCCACCUGGAGCAAAUAAUGGCCAUGUAACUGGAGGUGUUGUUGGUGUACCCGGAGUUGGGGGUAAUGUGAAUCAAGUUGUUGGAGUUGGACCAGCAGCAUGGAGUCAACCAACAUCGCCAACACCAAUUAAUCGUACAUUUGGUGGACCUUUGUCGCCAACACAUGGCGGCCCAGCCAAUUUACCCGGUUGCCAUCGACUUACCUAUCCUAAAAAGAAUGAUGAUGUUCAUGGUAGUGCAGCAUCUUUAUUAUCCGGUGGCAGUUCCUUGUAUGGUUCAGCUGAAGAACGUCAAGCCAACGAAAUACGUCGAUUGAAACGUGAAUUAACUGAUGCACGAGAUCAAGUUAUGAGUUUAUCCAGUCAGCUGUCAACUAAUGCUCAUGUCGUCGCUGCCUUUGAACAGAGUCUAUCCAAUAUGACCCAACGGCUGCAUCAACUGACAGCUACAGCGGAACGAAAAGAUGGCGAACUAACUGACAUGCGACAAACGAUCGAACUUUUGCGCAAACAAUCGAUUCAGGCAGGUUUGACAACAGCGCACAUGCAAAGUAUGGGUGUCCAAACGGCUACCAAUCAAAUGUGUCCCAAUGGCGGUGGUGGUGGUGGUGGUGGAAGUGGAGAAGCUUUGUUUAGCAAACCUCAAUCUGCUAUGACAAAUCUUCAUCCAAGACCCCAAUCGGCCACCAAUGGUAGCAAUAAUUCUGGUAUUCCUGGUUCGAUGCAACGUCAUCAUAGUUCGGACUCAAUGUGUUCAUUGAAUUCGAUUAGUUCAGGAUGUUCAGCUCAUGAUAAGAAAAACAAGAAAAAAGGUUGGUUGAGGAGUUCCUUUACCAAGGCAUUCUCGAGAAAUGCCAAAAUAUCCAAAACCAAUCGUCACAUUGGACAUGGUAACGCUGAUCAACAAUCGACUGGCAGUAAUCAAUCGCAUCAUCAUCACCAUCAUCAUGGUCAUCAUCAGCAACAUUCAUCCAAUAAUGGACCGGUUUCACAUGAUCCGGCCUUAUCAAAGCCUCCAUCUUCACCGACCAAAAACAGCCCCCAGAAGACGGUGACUUUGAUUGAGAAUGCUAAGCCCAUAGACGCUAUUGACCAUGAAGAUCAUCAAGUGGUCGAAGAAUUAAAGAAACAACUCCGAGAAAAGGAUCUUGUCCUAACUGAUAUCCGUCUUGAGGCUCUCAGUUCGGCUUCUCAGUUGGAGAACCUCAAGGAUACUGUUAUGAAAAUGCGAGCUGAGAUGAUAAGUCUAAAGCAAAACAACGAGCGAUUGCAAAAGCUUGUAACAAGCAGAUCGCUGGCGGGAAGUGAAGCAUCUCUGGGAAAUGCAAUAAGCCCCAGUGGUUCAAUAGGUGAGUCGAGACGAUAUAGUCUGGCCGAUGGAAACUCACGACCUCCAAUGGAAUUGCCAAAGAGACUUGAAGAAGAAGUCGAAGAAGAAAACAUUCCACCAGCUCCGGCACCAGAGCCUCCACCUCCACCACUAAGUCCCACCACUCAUAUUGAUCUGACACCACCACCACCUGCGAUCGAACCGAUUCCAAGUCCGGCACACUUGCCAACCGGUGUUGAGGAUGUCCCGGAUAUUACGGAUGGCAAAAAACUUGCCAUUUCAUGUUAUCUUGGACAACCCGAAUCGUUUCCGAAAUAUUAUGAAGAAAUUCUAGAAACUGAUGAUUUCUAUCGCAAAGGUGAGAAUGGUGAGUGCAGUGAGAAUGGCUUUGAUGAGCGAAAGUCAUUCCCGAGUGCAACAUUGAAUGAAUUCGUGAUUGCUUAUACGUACAUUUCGGGCAAGACAACGUGGCAAAAUUUAGAUUAUAUCGUAAGGAAGACUUUUAAAGACUAUGUUUCGAGGAUUGAUCCUGGCACAAAUCUGGGAUUGAAUACUGAUUCGAUUACAUCGUAUCAUUUGGGAGAGGCUAAACGUGGUCCAGAGAUGGGAUUCCCAGAGUUGCUGCCAUGUGGUUAUAUAGUUGGCAACGUCCGAUCGUUGUAUAUCUGUCUUCAGGGUGUUGGAUCGUUGGCGUUUGAUAGUUUGAUUCCAAGGAGCAUAGUUCAUCGGUAUAUUAGUCUUUUGACCGAACAUCGGCGGCUGAUUUUAUGCGGUCCUAGUGGGACUGGGAAGUCAUACCUGGCAAGGCGACUGGCAGAGUUUUUGGUCGCUCGAUCAGCCCGUGGGAAUCCGUCAGAGGCUAUUGCAACAUUUAAUGUUGAUCAUAAAUCCUCGAAGGAACUUCGACAAUAUCUUGGCCAUAUAGCCGAACAAGCGUCCAUAGCAAAUGGAGCCGCUGAUCUACCAUCUGUGAUUAUUUUAGACAAUUUACAUCAUGCUUCCGCUUUGGGAGAUGUCUUCUCCUGUCUGCUGAGUGCUGGCCCAGCAGCCAAAUUGCCCUGCAUCAUUGGUACAAUGUCGCAAGCAACGUGCAAUACUACGAAUCUUCAAUUGCAUCAUAAUUUCCGAUGGGUUCUCACAGCAAAUCACAUGGAACCUGUCAAAGGUUUCCUUGGUCGAUUCCUUCGUCGACGACUUUUCCAACUGGAAUUACAAACCCUCAACCAUCAACCCGAACUUGCAUCGGUUUUAGCUUGGCUACCAACUGUCUGGCAACACAUUAAUAGAUUCCUAGAAAUUCAUAGUUCUUCAGAUGUUACAAUUGGUCCAAGAUUAUUCCUAUCCUGCCCGUUGGAUCUGAAAGACUCUCAAGUAUGGUUUACAGACAUUUGGAAUUAUCAUCUAUCACCGUAUCUAGUCGAAGCAGUGCGGGAAGGUGUUCAGCUUUAUGGUCGGCGUGGUGGUGCGUGGAAUGAUCCGUCCGCUUUUAUACGUAAUUCAUAUCCAUGGCCAUAUGGACCGGAUUCGGUGCCGCCAUUAAGGCAAAUAAAUGCUGAAGAUGUUGGUUUGGAAGGAAUGCCAGUUAGCAAUGGCGAUGCUCAAGAUCCUUUGCUCAACAUGCUAAUGCGACUACAGGAGGCUGCCAAUUAUUCGGAAAAUCAGGAACAAGAAUCCGAUUGUGCCAGUUUGGAUUCAAAUAUAACACCAGACAGUUCAGCGGGCGCAGAGUAAUGUGUAAUUAAAUUAUAUAUAUACGUACUUUAUAUAAAUAGAUAAAACGAAAAAAAAAAAUGUAAAAAUAAAUAUUUAAAUCAAACAAAGAAAAACAAACAUGAAAAAAAAAUCGAUUCUAUUCAAAUUGCUAACAAAACACAAAAAAAAUUCAUCACAUUAUAUCAAGAGUCCUUUUUUCACUCCAUUCACACAAUAUCGCCAUUCCCUAUUGAGAUUUCCCAAAAUAGAAAAAAAGAUACUUCUUCUUUAUUUUUCAUCCCUUUAUUGUGUGCAAUUGAUUAAAAUUAAUUUAAAACAAAAAAAAAAUCGCUGAUUUUUCAAAAUAAAUUGAUGAUAAGCGAAGGAUAUUUGAAGAAUGAUGGAAAUAUUUUAGGGAAUUUAAAAUAAAGAAAAAAAUGGAAAAAAGAAAAUUCAAAAGGUCGAACAACUAAAUAAGUGGAUUUUUAUCUUUAGUCAAAAAUUCAAAAGAUAAACAUAAAAAAAAAAAACAAAAAGGAUAUAACUUUUUGAUUUAAUUAAUUAUUUUUAAAUAAACCAAUUAAAAUCCUUUUUUUUUUUUUUGUUCAAUUCUUUUUCUAUUUAUGAUGAUGUACAAACUUUCACCCAGACAAAGAGAGGUAUCAGUAAAAAUGUUUCUGUCUGAUGUGCCACCAUCAUGCCAAUGGUAUAUAGAUGAAAUACAAAAUGAGGAAGGAAGACAUCAUCAUUUUUCUCUUUGCAGUUUUUUUUUUUUUUUUUUCCUAUUGAAAAGUUUUUGCGUAUACCUAUGUACGUCGAGGAGUUCCUUUUUGAAAAAAAAAAAAAAUUCCAAUCAUAGAAAAAUCGUUUUUCUAUAGGGGAAAAGUUUUGUGCAUUAAAACUUAUAUAGAUGUCUCAUUGUUUUAGAUUUGAGUUGAGAGUCUCUGUAUUUGUGCAGAGUAUACUUUCUUUUUGUUUGAAAAAAUACACAGAUUUAUAACUUUCCUUUAUUUUUGUUUAAAGAAUUUCGAAAACUUUCUUUUACUACUUUCGAUGUAGAAAAAAAAAUUGAAUCCUUUUUUCCCAAAUGCGAAAGAAGUUUUAAGAAAUUAUAUUAUUUGCACGUGUGUUUUUAUUUUUUUUUUUUUUAAUUUACUCACUUUCGUUGAGUAUAUGUUCAUGAUGUUAGGUGAAUUUCAUUUGAUUGAAGUUAAAAAAUCUGAACCUGGGAGUUUUAAAAAGUCGGUCUGAAUCAGAUAGACUAGUGAAAGUGGCGCCCAACGGAAAAAAUACUCACUUAAUAUAGAUGUAUCUGUAGCUUCUGAAAAGCUUUAUAGAAGCAAAAUUAUUAGUUAGGUAGACUGAAAGUGGCGCCCACUUUACUACUCACAAUCUUUUGAAAUUCACUCUAAUAUUUAAACAAAAAACACAGUUUUUGUCAACAUUUCAUAAAUAAAUUACACCCUUAGCACUUGUUAUGAAAAUGCAAUUGAGUGUACAUAAAA